Messenger RNA from Malassezia vespertilionis, 2709 nucleotides. RefSeq names its product mRNA 3'-end-processing protein rna14 (gene RNA14). The record is from RefSeq and is a predicted model, not a curated record. Gene Ontology annotation, molecular function: mRNA binding; protein binding. Gene Ontology annotation, biological process: mRNA 3'-end processing. NCBI's taxonomy places the organism in Eukaryota, Fungi, Basidiomycota, Malasseziomycetes, Malasseziales, Malasseziaceae. Bases 1 to 2709 code for a protein of 902 amino acids. Gene Ontology annotation, cellular component: nucleus. The transcript is spliced from 5 exons.
AUGGACGGUGCCGAGCGUGGAAGCGGCGCGCCUGCAGUGCCUCUUGGCGCCCCGCGCACGGAGCGCGAGUGCUUGGAGGCAGAGGUGGAGCGGAGCCCACGGGCCGGUGCGCCGUGGCUUGCCCUCAUUGCGCACGUCCAGCACGCGGGCGACGUAGACGCAAUGCGGGAUGUGUACGACCGAUUCUUUGAAUACUUUCCGAAUGCGAGUGCCCAGUGGAUAGCGUACACAGAGAUGGAGCUUGCACACUCUAAUUUUGCGCAGGUGGAUGCGAUCUUUGUGCGGUGUCUCCGAACAACGCUCAGCAUGGAUCUGUGGAAGCUGUACUUGCAGUACACGCGCCGAGUGAAUCCAUUGCCGGCGUAUACCAACGAAGAAAACAGCCCGCGUGAGCAGACACAGCGCGUGCUUGAAGGCGCGUAUGAGUUUGCGCUCAAGUACAUUGGCUGGGACCGCGAGAGCGGCGUGAUCUGGCACGACUAUAUCCAGUUGAUCCGCGAGCGCGAAGUGCGUGGGACGUGGCAGGAGGGCCAAAAGAUGGACCAGCUGCGCCGAGUGUUCCGUCGCGCUGUUGUGGUGCCCAUGAACCAGGUCGAGGCGAUUUGGCGCGAGUACGAUGCGUACGAAAAUACGCUGAACAAGAUCACUGCGAAAAAGUUUUUGGGCGAGAUUUCGCCGGCGUACAUGCAGGCGCGCAGCGUGCUGCGUGAAUUAAAGAGCAUGACGGACCCCCUCGCACGCCCGCAGCUUGCACAGCUCCCUAGCUGGAUCGUGCCCGGUACGCGCACACCAGCCAAGGAGCGGCAAGCGCUGCGCGCGUGGAUACGGUACCUCGAAUGGGAGCAGAGCAAUCCGCUGAUGCUCGAAGAGCAGUCUGCGCUUAUUUUCCGCGUGCUUGCAGCCUACCGAAAAGCGGUGAUGUACAUGCGCUUUGAUGCUGUGAUUUGGUACAUGGCCGCGAUCUACUGCCAGUUGAUCCAGCGCGACGCUGAAGCGCUGCAGUGGCUGCGCAACGGAAUGGACGCGUGCCCGUGGAGCUUUUUGCUGCACUUUGCGUACGCAGAUCUGUGCCGCGCGCAAGGCAAGUACCAAGAUGCAAUCACAAGCUUGGAUGCGUACGUUGCAUACUUGGAGCAAGCAAUUGCGCAGCGACUCCACGCCUUGGAGCAGCAGCGCCAGCGCGUGGACGAGGAUGUGGACGCGGAGCGCGCCCGUGUACGGCAGCGGCGCGAGCAGCUUGAUUCUGCGCCGGAAGACGAGACGGACAAGACGGCAGAACUUGUCGAUAUUGAGCGCAAGCUGCAGGAGGAGCGCGUCGCGCGCAAGGAUAAACUCGAGGAGCAGGCACGCCCCGAGCUCGACGAGUGGAAAGAAGGCAUGGCCCAGGCGUGGAUCAAGUACAUGCAGCUUGUACGCCGCGCGGAAGGCAUCCGCCCCGCGCGCCAAGUGUUUGCUCGCGCACGCAAAGCGCCGUACGCGACAUGGCACGUAUACGAGGCAAACGCACUGCUCGAGUACCACUGCUCCAAGGAGCCGCUCGUUGCGACGAAAGUAUUCGAGCUUGCACUGCGCACGUUUGGCCCAGAAGAGCUACUCGUUGUCCGCUACCUCGAUUUUCUUAUCGCCAUGAACGACGAUACAAAUGCGCGCGCUGUGUUUGAGCGCACGGUGAGCAGUGUGCCACCCGCGCGUGCGAGGCCGAUUUGGGAGCGGUGGUCCGAGUACGAGUACAAUUACGGGGAUGCAAGCGCGAUUGCAAGGCUCGAGUCGCGCUUGUGUGAGCUGUAUCCCCACGAAUCGCGCUUGGAUGUGGCUGUGGAGCGCUACAGGUACAAGACGCUUGACUUUGUGCGCAACAAAGAUCUGGGCUACACACGCGCUGUGCCGCCAGUGCCAGGCGAGGUGCGCACCACUAACGAAGAAGAGGCGCAACCCGAAGCGCAGCCCGAGCAUGCCAAGGCCGAGCCAAAUGCUGCGGGGCGCCAGUCGAUGGAAGAGAUCCGCAAGAGCCUGCUCGCUGGCGAGCCCGCGAAGAAGGACGGCGAGAAGCGCGGCGCAAAAUCCGACGCUGCAGCUUCCAGCAAGAAGGCAAAGCACACCGAGCCACCGCGCAAGGCACGCCAGGACCUUGUGCCGCCGCUGCCGGAUGCGCUCCUCUACUUUCUACGCAUCCUGCCGAAUGCACGCGACUUUGACGGGCCCCUCGUGCCGCCGGAGCGGAUUCUAGAGUGUCUUAUGCACUCCACGCUUCCCACCGUCCCCCUCGCAGGCAUGUCCGAGCGCAAAGGCGCCAAGCGCGGCGGCCAGCGCAAAGCGCAUACAGGAGUACUGCGCACAGAGCGUCUGAUCAGUGUCGAGCAGCCGACGCCGCGGUGGAUCCAAAUGCUGCUAGGUAUUACGGGCGAGACCCUGUCGUUUGCCGAGUACCUCCAGGUUAAGGAGCAUGUGGUGUAUCGCCCUGGGGAAGGAAAUGAUCCCGCACAAGUUGGGACGCGGUUUGACCAGACAGCGCAUAUCGAGUGCUGCGGCACACAUACCCAAUCGCGCUUUCACGGCGUGUUUUCCUCUGCCGCGCGCAAGGUCGAGGAUGCGAGCUAUGGCCGUUUCCGUGAUAAUGCCGCGCUGGGGCGUCUCGGGUUCGCAUCGGUGCUUGCCGCACUUGGGGGCGGCAAGCAGGCGCACUACGAGCCUGUGUUGAUAGAAAAGUAG